AUGCGGACGGUCUCAGGAACGUCUGUAAUGACACCUUCAUCCUUGACCAGGCAUUCCCUCGCCUCUCCCCCUACCCAGCUCUUGGACUUUCAGAAAGCCCAUCUCCUCGACGUUCAGACGACGGGCAAGUGGUGUCUGGGAACCGCUGGACCAACCCACAGCCUCCACCCACGAGGGCCCCGACGGGGAGGGAGGAGGCCUUUCAGUGAGAGAGGCAGGGAGGGAGGGCGAAAGGAAGGAAGGCGAGCCCGGGGUGGGAGUGGAAGAGGCAGCUUCGCCCGGGGCGGGUUGGCUCGCGGGGCCAGCCCUCCCGAGGCGGUUUAUAAGAGUUGGGGCGGCCGGGAGCCCUCCCCGCCGGUCCGCGCGCCCCCGGAGCAGCGCCCGGUUCUGAGCGCCCCGCGUCGAGGCCCGCCAGGCCGCGCGCCGGCUCCGCGCCGCCUUCGGACUUGA
This is a messenger RNA of Rangifer tarandus platyrhynchus (Svalbard reindeer), 450 nucleotides long. The record is from the annotation of a GenBank genome assembly. Lineage: Eukaryota; Metazoa; Chordata; Mammalia; Artiodactyla; Cervidae.